This is a messenger RNA of Thecamonas trahens ATCC 50062, 1735 nucleotides long. Its product is annotated as chromatin assembly factor 1 subunit B. The transcript has 2 exons. Gene Ontology annotation, cellular component: nucleus; CAF-1 complex. NCBI's taxonomy places the organism in Eukaryota, Apusomonadida, Apusomonadidae. Gene Ontology annotation, molecular function: protein binding. The coding region runs from base 1 to 1716 and encodes 571 amino acids. Gene Ontology annotation, biological process: DNA replication-dependent chromatin assembly; nucleosome assembly. The record is from RefSeq and is a predicted model, not a curated record.
AUGCAUAUCAAGACGGUACAGGUUGUGUGGCACUCGCGCAAGCCUGUUCUCUCGCUUGACUUUCAUACCAACUCGCGCCUUGUCACAGGUGGGGCAGAUGCUACUGUUCGGGUGUGGAGGAUCAAAGACUCGGACGACGAUGUGACGGUCGAGCACUUGGCCGAUCUCACGACACAUCUCGGCUCGGUUAACGUUGUGCGGUUCUCGCCGGACCGCAGGGUCCUGGCCACAGGCGCUGACGACUCGAAGAUCCUGCUGUGGGAGAACACGUCGGCGGCGCCGGAGAAGGAGGGGGGUGCGCCGGGCGCGGCGGGAGGCAAGGGCGAAGAAGGCGCGGGCGAAGGAGCGGGAGCGGCAGGAGCGGCGACGACGACCAACACACCGUUUGGGGCGGCGUGGGGCUCGGCCGAGGGCGAGUCAUGGCGAAUCACCAAAAUGCUGAUCGGGCACUCGGCAGACGUGUACGACAUAUCAUGGCUGGCGUCCGGCGACGCCCUAGUCUCGGGCUCUGUGGACAACAACGUGCUGCUGUGGCGGAUGGGCAAGGAGAAGCCGGUCUCGAUGAUCCGCGACUCGGACAACUAUGUUCAGGGCGUGGCGUUUGAUCCGUUUGGCGAGUUUUUCCUCUCGCACUCUGUCGACCGCACGCUGCGGAUCUACCGCGCGCGGGCCGGAACCGGCUCGAUGCCGCUACUCGAGCCUGUGGCGGCGGGCACGUCGGACGCCGAGCUUGCAGUGUCGGACGACGCGCCCAAGUUUGCGCUCCCGGCGUACCGCAAGAAGCCGCUGGUCCUUCGCAAAGCGCUGUACAACACGUCGCGGAACGGCAAUAGUGAGGCCGGAGGCGCGAGCAACGAGGCCGGUAGCGCGAGCAAGACGACAACAUGCAAGCGGUACAGCAUGUGGGCUGACGAAGCAACGUCUACCUUCUUCCGGCGGCUGGCGGUGGCGCCGGAUGGGUCAAUUGUGGUGGUGCCGACCGGGGUGUACAAGGAGAGCCACGGGGCCGACAAGGUCAACACCACGUACGUCCUGCCGCGGCACGAGCUGGACACGCCAAUCAUGCACCUACCCUCGCCCGAGAUGGCGACCGUGGCUGUCCGCUUCUGCCCGCACCUUUUUGAGCUCAAUGAGGCAGUGAGCGAGACGCCAGCGGCGCUACCGCUUCCGUACCGCAUGGUCUUUGCGGUGGCGUCCAUCGACACGGUGACCGUGUACGAGACGCAGACGAUGCGGCCGGUCGCGCUGGUCUCCAACGUCCACUGCGCGGCCAUCACCGACCUUGCGUGGUCGCCCAACGCCCGCUACCUCGCCGUGGCGUCGCAGGACGGAUACGUCACCCUCCUCAAGUUUGGCGACGGCGAGCUCGGCACUUUCCUGCCUGAGGCCAAGUACCCGGCGCGGCUCCGGCGGGUCCGAGCCGCCCUCGGCAUCACCGCUGCCACAGAUGGGGUGCUCAAGACGAUGCCGUCGGCCGCACCCAAGCCCGCGCCGGUCGCCAACAUCCUUGUUCCACGCAAAAAGGCCAAAAAGGCCCCUGCUGCCAACCAGGCCACCACAUCGCCUGGCAAGCGCCCCCGCGAGCCGGCCGCGCAAGCCACAUCGGCCGCACAAUCGACCGCCGGCGACGCUGUUGUCGUCAUCGAGGACGAGGAGGACGCGCCGCCGGCCAAGAAGGCCAAGACGUUGAUGGCAGGAGCAGCUGCAUCAUUGUAACAUGUUGAAUGAGAGUGCA